AUGGCGCUGUUCCACGUGUCGUCGGGAGCAGACACAAAGGAGCACACCUUGACCAUCCCGUUGUUGUCUUCCGACGGAAACGGCAAGGUGCCCGGGGGCGUCGAGGCGCUCAUGAAGAAGGGGAGAGACCGGGUAGGCGAGUUCCAGGAGCUGCGUGUGCUCAGCGGAAGGGGGAGAGACUCCCCCCCGACGACCUCUGGGGUGUCGCAGGUCACUUUCCCGAGGGCGAGGUGUUGCGCGGUGGACUCCUGUAGACGCUUCAGCUCCACUUUUCCCUACCGAUACGCCCCUGCACUCAAGGUGCGAGCCCACAAGGGGGAGUGGUUGGAGAUGCUGCGGCAUCAGAUUGGAGGCACCACGACGGUAUCAGAGUGGGUCGAGGUACCGCAGACGGCGGAGCACGCCUGCUUGUACGACAUCGUCGAACUUCUCCUUGACCAGGCUCGAAGGAGAGUCGAGCACAAGGAGACAAACGAUGGAAUCAGCGGCAUCUCGGCUGCGGGAGGGGCGGAGGACGCGAUCGAGACGACUCUGGCGGGUGGUGUGGUGGAUGACGCGAUGAUCCUAUUGCUGGAGGGGAUCACGCUUCUCGCCGAGACGACUCGGGAGGAGCCGCCCGACCAGAGAGCCGCUAAAUACGUGCGGCGGAUAUCGGAGUCCCUGAAGGGAAAGGCGCAGCACGACAACGACGUGGGGCUAAGCUCGCGGGAAGAGCAGUCCUGGCUGAAAAAAUGCCCGCGGACAGUACUGCUAUAUUUGAUGCGCUUCGCCUACACGACGCGCGGCGAGAAACUGACCCACGAUGUCCACAUCCCCAAGGAGAUGGAUAUGGCGCCGUACAUCGGCCCACCUACCAGCAGAGCCGGAGCCCGGCAGCCGGACAUGUACGACCUCACCGGAGUCGUGCACCACAUCGGCCAAACGACCAACAAGGGGCACUACGUUGCUUUCGUCCGCCUGCCGGGACAGUGGUGGCGUCGGUACGACGACGCGAAAGUCACCGAAGUCGUCGCGAGUCAAGCAUUGACCAAGAACGCGCUCAUUCUGUCGUACACUCGCCGAUCAGGCUAG
Ectocarpus sp. CCAP 1310/34 is the source of this 1071-nucleotide messenger RNA. The record is from the annotation of a GenBank genome assembly. Lineage: Eukaryota; Phaeophyceae; Ectocarpales; Ectocarpaceae.